Messenger RNA from Funneliformis geosporum, 194 nucleotides. The record is from the annotation of a GenBank genome assembly. NCBI's taxonomy places the organism in Eukaryota, Fungi, Glomeromycota, Glomeromycetes, Glomerales, Glomeraceae.
AAAUUGGUAGAGCCAGAAGGGAUGGAAAUUUAGCGCAUAGUUUUAUUUUUUAUGCAAAAGGAGAUACUCGUAGUAUAUUAAUAAUAUUAACAGCAGGACGUGCGAGUAUUAAUAAUAUAUCUCAAACAAAUAUAUUAAGUUUGGAAGAGGAAUCGAUUGAUGAAAUAGAGCAUACUGAAAUAAUUCAUCAAUGA